This is a messenger RNA of Fraxinus pennsylvanica, 399 nucleotides long. NCBI's taxonomy places the organism in Eukaryota, Viridiplantae, Streptophyta, Magnoliopsida, Lamiales, Oleaceae. The record is from the annotation of a GenBank genome assembly.
AUGCAUGACGUUCUCUUUCCGUCCGGUGAAGAAAUUAUCCACUACGAUCACGCUAUCGCCUCUGUUAAUCAGACGGUCCACCAGAUGGCUCCCAACGAACCCAGCACCACCAGUUACGACGAUUCGCAAACCCUUCCUCUUCAGCCCCAGAGGGAUUUUCCCGCCGGAAUUGAAGGAUGGGAACCUGGCGACAUGGCCGUUCUGAUAUAUGAUCCGGUGGGGCUGGGUCGACUCGGAGGUGAGAUAAGAGUGGGAAAUGGGGGUGUUGGAGGAGGGGAGGAGGGUGAAUACAAGGGUGGCGAUGGCAAUGCCCACAAAAACGAACACCAGGCGUUGCUCCCGGAGCAUGUACCGAAUCGGCCUAAUCACGCUCAGCCACGGUUUCGGCGGCUUAGGUGA